Grammomys surdaster is the source of this 4689-nucleotide messenger RNA. It is a transcript of the gene Rbm26, whose product is annotated as RNA binding motif protein 26. The coding region runs from base 462 to 3479 and encodes 1005 amino acids. Lineage: Eukaryota; Metazoa; Chordata; Mammalia; Rodentia; Muridae. Gene Ontology annotation, molecular function: RNA binding; metal ion binding. Gene Ontology annotation, biological process: mRNA processing. The record is from RefSeq and is a predicted model, not a curated record. Gene Ontology annotation, cellular component: nucleus. The transcript has 22 exons.
AAUUCUCGCGAGAUUUAUCGGCAGCCAUCUUCUUGGGGGUGCUGGAAGCCGGGAAGACCCCCGAGCCGUUCCCAUUGAGCUGCCCUUCGUUUUCGCUUUCUUCACGUCUGCUCUGCCGCGUUGCCAACAAGCACCUAAUCCCAAAGCUGAGAGAAAAACCCGGGUCUGAGCGCGUUCGGCACUCCUUUGGGAAGAUUCACUGGGGAGCGGGGCAGGGGGGAGGGCCCGGCAAACGGUUGCUGCCUCAGCCUGGGCCGGGGUCCUCAGAGGGGAAGCUCCCGGUACCCGGUGGGCGCGUGGCCUGCGGCGGCCCGGCCGAGCUGCUCGCCGACCGCGGCUCGCGGGAACCUGCCACCGGCACCUCCCACCGCGGCCCACGCGGACGGCGCGCGGAGGAGGGGGCGGCGGCGGCGGCGACCUGGGCGAGCGCAGGAGUGUGACCGGCCUCGGGGCCGCGGUGGAUGGUUUCUAAGAUGAUCAUUGAAAACUUCGAGGCACUCAAGUCCUGGCUCAGCAAGACCCUCGAGCCCAUCUGUGAUGCUGAUCCAUCAGCCCUAGCAAAAUAUGUUUUGGCUCUGGUAAAGAAAGACAAAAGUGAAAAAGAAUUAAAGGCGUUAUGUAUUGAUCAGCUUGAUGUAUUUCUUCAGAAAGAGACACAAAUAUUUGUUGAAAAACUUUUUGAUGCUGUGAAUACAAAGAGUUAUCUACCUCCUCCAGAGCAGCCAUCGUCAGGAAGCCUAAAGGUAGACUUUCUUCAGCACCAAGAAAAAGAUAUAAAAAAAGAAGAGCUCACAAAGGAGGAAGAGCGAGAGAAGAAGUUUUCUAGAAGGUUGAAUCACAGUCCUCCCCAGUCAAGCUCCAGAUACAGAGACAAUAGAAGCCGUGAUGAGAGGAAAAAAGAUGAUCGUUCUCGAAAAAGAGAUUAUGAUCGAAACCCUCCUCGAAGAGAUUCAUACAGAGACCGAUAUAACAGAAGGCGUGGGAGAAGUCGCAGCUACAGCAGGAGUAGAAGUCGAAGCUGGAGUAAAGAGAGACUUCGGGACAGGGACAGAGAUAGAAGCAGGACGAGGAGCAGGACGCGAAGCCGGGAAAGGGACCUGGUGAAACCUAAAUACGACCUAGAUAGAACAGAUCCACUAGAGAAUAAUUAUACACCAGUCUCUUCAGUGUCCAAUAUUUCAUCUGGUCACUAUCCCGUACCUACUUUGAGCAGCACCAUUACCGUAAUUGCUCCUACUCAUCAUGGUAACAACACUACCGAAAGUUGGUCUGAAUUUCAUGAAGACCAGGUAGAUCACAACUCUUAUGUAAGGCCACCGAUGCCAAAGAAACGGUGUAGAGAUUAUGAUGAAAAGGGGUUUUGUAUGAGAGGAGACAUGUGUCCUUUUGAUCAUGGAAGUGACCCUGUAGUUGUAGAAGAUGUGAAUUUGCCAGGCAUGCUGCCUUUCCCAGCACAGCCGCCUGUUGUUGAAGGACCGCCUCCUCCUGGACUGCCUCCACCUCCUCCGAUUCUUACUCCCCCACCUGGGAAUCUCAGACCCCCUGUGCCACCUCCAGGUCCAUUACCACCCAGUCUGCCACCUGUCACAGGACCACCUCCUCCACUUCCUCCUUUGCAGCCAUCUGGCAUGGAUGCACCACCUAACUCUGCAACCAGCUCUGUUCCUACUGUGGUAACAACUGGCAUUCAUCACCAGCCUCCUCCUGCUCCACCCUCUCUUUUUACUGCAGAUACAUAUGAUACAGAUGGCUACAAUCCUGAAGCCCCAAGCAUAACAAACACUUCCAGACCUAUGUAUAGACACAGAGUCCAUGCACAAAGGCCUAACUUGAUAGGACUAACAUCAGGGGACAUGGAUUUACCACCUAGAGAAAAGCCUCCUAAUAAAAGCAGUAUGAGGAUAGUAGUGGAUUCAGAAUCAAGGAAAAGAACUAUUGGGUCUGGGGAACCUGGAGUUUCUACAAAGAAGACAUGGUUUGAUAAACCAAAUUUUAAUAGGACAAACAGUCCAGGUUUCCAGAAGAAGGUUCAAUUUGGAAAUGAAAAUACUAAGCUUGAACUUAGAAAAGUUCCUCCAGAAUUAAAUAAUAUCAGCAAACUCAAUGAACAUUUUAGUCGAUUUGGAACAUUGGUUAACUUACAGGUUGCCUAUAAUGGUGAUCCUGAAGGUGCCCUUAUCCAAUUUGCAACUUAUGAAGAAGCAAAGAAAGCAAUCUCAAGUACAGAAGCAGUAUUAAAUAAUCGCUUUAUUAAGGUUUAUUGGCACAGAGAAGGAACUACUCAGCAGUUACAAACUACUUCACCAAAGGUAAUACAGCCGUUAGUCCAGCAACCCAUUUUACCUGUUGUGAAGCAGUCAGUCAAAGAGCGGCUGGGUCCUGUACCUUCAGGUACUAUUGAACCGGCAGAAGCCCAGAGUGCUACUUCAGACCUUCCCCAGAAUGUAACUAAGUUAUCUGUGAAGGACAGGUUGGGUUUUGUAUCAAAGCCAUCUGUUUCAGCAACUGAAAAGGUCUUGUCUACUUCCACUGGUCUUACAAAAACAGUGUACAAUCCAGCUGCUUUGAAGGCUGCACAAAAAACCUUACUAGUGUCUACCCCUGCAGUUGAUAAUAACGAAGCACAGAAAAAGAAGCAGGAGGCACUGAAACUUCAGCAGGAUGUAAGAAAAAGGAAGCAAGAAAUUUUAGAAAAGCACAUUGAAACACAGAAGAUGCUAAUUUCAAAACUAGAGAAAAACAAAACCAUGAAGUCUGAAGAUAAAGCAGAAAUAAUGAAAACGUUAGAGAUUUUGACAAAAAAUAUUACCAAGUUGAAAGAUGAAGUUAAAUCGACAUCUCCUGGACGCUGUCUUCCAAAAAGUAUAAAAACAAAGACUCAGAUGCAGAAAGAAUUGCUUGACACAGAAUUGGAUUUAUACAAGAAGAUGCAGGCCGGAGAAGAAGUCACUGAACUUAGGAGAAAAUAUACAGAAUUACAGCUGGAAGCUGCUAAAAGAGGAAUUCUUUCAUCUGGUCGAGGUAGAGGAAUUCAUACAAGAGGUCGAGGUGCAGCUCAUGGACGGGGAAGGGGUCGAGGUCGAGGUCGAGGCAUGCCCGGGCAUGCUGUCGUGGAUCACCGGCCCAGAGCACUGGAGAUCUCUGCAUUCACAGAGAGUGAUAGAGAAGAUCUUCUUCCUCAUUUUGCGCAAUUUGGUGAAAUUGAGGAUUGUCAGAUUGAUGACUCUUCACUUCAUGCAAUAAUUACAUUCAAGACAAGAGCAGAAGCAGAAGCAGCUGCAAUUCAUGGAGCUCGCUUCAAAGGGCAGGAUUUAAAACUGGCAUGGAAUAAACCAAUAACUAAUAUGUCAGCUGUGGAAACUGAAGAGGUUGAACCUGAUGAAGAGGAAUUUCAGGAAGAGUCUUUGGUGGAUGACUCAUUACUUCAAGAUGAUGACGAAGAAGAAGAGGACAAUGAAUCUCGUUCUUGGAGAAGAUGAUUUGACUGAUCAUUGAUCUGCAUUUGCUAGAACUCUACCUGUGUUUCAUUAGUAUUAUCUAAUGUACUUUUACAUAUUUGUAAAAACAAUUUUUGGUAAAAUAUGAUGACGAUGGAUUUCACAAAUAGAUAAAAGAGAAGAAAACUACCUUCUGAUCUUGUAUUUUGAAGAUUGAUGUUUGCAUUUUAUUUCAGUAAACGAUUGCUAAAGACAUCACAAUAGGACAUAUGCAAUGUUUUUAUUACAUACUUCUAUUGAACAUUACAGAAUUCUUUGUGUUAUUUGUAAAUUAAUGAAUAGAUUUGAAUACUUAUGACCCAAUACUUGUUAUAACAUAGAGGAUUUUGUCUUACUCCAAAUAAGGAAUGAAUUUGCAUUUAAAAUCUUAAUGAAUGUUUUCAAAAAUGAAUAGAUGACAUAGUACGCUAACUAAGUCUCAAGUUAUGUAUUCAUCAUAUUGCAUAGUCGUGUGCUUAGGCUUUACUGUGUACUAGCCGCUUGUUGGAUUUGUGUAUGUAUCUUCUCACAUGGGUGUUAAUGAUAAUGGUGUAUGACUGCUUUACAUGAGUCCUUAUGCAUCUGGAUGCUAAAAAUAAAGUGGAAUGGUCUCUUAAAAGAAAAAAGAAAAGAAAAAAAAGCAAUGACAAAGAAAAAAUUCAUGACAAUGUUCCUUGAUUUUAAAAAAGAAAAAAGAAAAAAAAAAGAAAAAAAAGAGAAAUGAAACAGACCAUUCCAGAUGGUGAUCUGCCUUCCCCCUAACGAUCAAAAGGAGCUAUAAUCACUAAACAAUAAUGGUUACUGGUACCUUUACAAUGAUGUGCAAUCCAAUGUUUAAAAUUUAUACCACUUCAGUUUGGUUUGAUCAUAUAAAUUUUCAACAGAUGUCUUAAAAUUUAAAAGCAGGCUGAUUAGUUUGGAACCAGACUUCAAGUAGCGCUAACAUUUGGUGAAUAAGACAACUUCAUAUUACAUUUUGGAUGUAUGAGAGAAAACUUGACCAUUUGAAGAUGUAUGAAUAAAGAAAUGUACUGUAGAUACUACUUUAGGAAAACACUGUUUGGUAAGUGUUCCAGUCUGAUAUUUUAAGUGUGCAUUUACUAUACUUAUAUAAAAAUCUUUCACAUUUGCAACAAUACUGUGACUUUUUAAAGUGAAUUUCUCUAUCACGUGAAUAUAAUUAUUGAAAGUUAACUAAACUGUUUACAGAAAA